Messenger RNA from Musca domestica (house fly), 1303 nucleotides. RefSeq lists its product as uncharacterized. Gene Ontology annotation, cellular component: cytosol. NCBI's taxonomy places the organism in Eukaryota, Metazoa, Arthropoda, Insecta, Diptera, Muscidae. Bases 159 to 1202 code for a protein of 347 amino acids. Gene Ontology annotation, molecular function: L-galactose dehydrogenase activity. The record is from RefSeq and is a predicted model, not a curated record. The transcript has 5 exons.
AUUGCGAUUUGUUGAUAAAAUAAAAAAAUGCAACAAAUUCUCGCGCGUAAAUAGAAAUAUUUAAACGCUCACACUUUCUGCCCUGGCUAUCAGUAUAGAUCGGAACAUCGGGGCGUUGUUGGCAAAGAUUGCGAAAUUAUUCUAAAAAAUAAAACAAAAUGACUUCCUCUGACUUGCCUGCCACCUUUACCAAAGGUUUCCACGAUGAAGAGGCCUGUAGAAAAAUGGAAUACCGGCAAUUUGGCGCAACCGAUAUGAAGGUAUCCAAAGUGGCUCUGGGUGGGGGUACUUUGAGCACCCUCUUUGGGGAAUUCGAUGAAGCAGAAGCUAUUGCAACAAUACACAAGGCACUUAAAGUUGGUAUCAAUUAUAUUGAUACGGCUCCCUAUUAUGGACAGGGACGUUCCGAGGAGGUCUUGGGCAAGGCAUUGAAAACUGUACCACGUUCGGCUUAUUACCUGGCAACAAAGGUGGGACGCUAUGAAAAAACCUAUGAUAAGAUGUUUGAUUAUUCCGCCAAAAAGACAAGGGAAAGCGUGGAGAAGAGUCUGAAAUUGUUGGGGCUGGACUAUGUGGAUGUCAUACAGAUCCAUGACAUCGAAUUUGCCAAAGAUUUGGACAUAGUUUUAAAUGAGUGCCUACCGGAAUUGGAAAAACUGGUCAAGGAGGGCAAGGCCAGAUAUAUUGGUGUAUCCGGCUAUCCACUGAAGGUGCUCAAGGAAUGUGUUGAACGGGCCAAUGGGAGAUUGGAUGUUGUCCUCUCCUACGCCCGCAAUACCCUUCUGGAUGAUAGCCUAAAAUCCUAUUUGGAAUUCUUUCAAAAACAAAAUCUCGCCAUUGUCUGUGCGGCGGGACAUGCCGUUGGCCUGCUGACCAAUCGCGGUGCCCAGCCCUGGCAUCCGGCCGGCGAUGAAAUCAAACAACUAUGCCAAAAAGCUGCCAACAUUUGCAAAGAGUCCAACAUCGAACUUGGUAAAUUGGCCAUGUAUCAUUUCAUGCAAUUAGAUGGACCGGCUACUUACCUGGUCGGCAUGCAGACUCGCCACCUGUUGGACAUGAAUUUGAGUGCCCACUACAGUGGCCUAAACAAAAAGGAACAGGAAGUGUUGCAGCUCUUGAAAGAUACUGUUUUUACCAAGUCACUCAACUGGGAGGGCAAUGAACUGGAAUGCUACUGGGCAGCCAUGAACAAGAAGAAAUGAAAAGGAAAAUCGGCCAAUUAAUUUUUCAUUCCCCAUAGAAAGAUUUUAUAAAAAUUUUCUGUGUGAUUUUUUAAUAAAAAAUAUAGUGUGAAAUUUGUUAA